Hibiscus syriacus is the source of this 1100-nucleotide messenger RNA. RefSeq names its product dof zinc finger protein DOF3.1-like. Gene Ontology annotation, biological process: regulation of DNA-templated transcription. The record is from RefSeq and is a predicted model, not a curated record. Bases 289 to 1008 code for a protein of 239 amino acids. The transcript has a single exon. Gene Ontology annotation, molecular function: DNA binding; DNA-binding transcription factor activity. NCBI's taxonomy places the organism in Eukaryota, Viridiplantae, Streptophyta, Magnoliopsida, Malvales, Malvaceae.
CUUCUGCUUAUUUGAAGUCUCAGUGGUCACUCUCAGUUCAGACACACAGCCUUUUCUUCUUCCUCUUUCUUACAGAUUUUCUUUGUUUGUAUGAAUCCCAAGAUUUUGGUCUGAAAACAAGAAAAAAUAAUAACAAAACGACGUUCUGUUCUUGUCUUUGUCCCGUUCGCCACUUCACAAGCUUUAAAAGUUCACACCUUUCGAUUCUUUGAAACAAAAGAACGCUGCGUUCAGAUCCUCAUAAAUUCAAUCCCACGAACCCUAAUUUAUCUUCGAUUUUUGAUUUAAAUGCAAGACCCCACGGGUUUUCAGCAACUGAAAUCACCGGCGUUUCCAGAGCAAGAGCAGCUGAAAUGCCCGCGCUGUGACUCCUCCAACACCAAAUUCUGUUACUUCAACAAUUACAACUUAUCUCAGCCCCGCCAUUUCUGCAAGAACUGCCGCCGUUAUUGGACCAAGGGCGGCGCCCUUCGUAACAUCCCGGUCGGCGGCGGCACCCGCAAGACCACCAAACGCUCCUCUUCCUCCUCCACCAACAACCCAAAACGCCACCUCAACCCAACUCCUGGCCCGAUCCAACAGCCGCCGACGUCGUCAUCAUCGGCAAUGUUUCCCCAGCAGGUUGUUUUGAACUCGGGGAUUCAGAAUUCGGAUUCGGAUAUCGACCCUACCCGGAUGUAUCUCUUGCCGGUUAACCAUCAGGAUGGGAAGGUGAUGAAAAUCGGAGGGAGCUUCAGCUCGCUGUUGGCAUCGAGUGGACAGUUUGGAAACCUUCUAGAAGGGCUUAAUUCAAAUGGGUCGGGUUUUAAAACGGCGAAUAAUUAUGGUGGAGAUUUGGAUUCGGGUCGUGGGAUGGUUCAGAGUUCGGAUCGGGAUCCGGUAUUGGGAGAGAGCAGUAAUAAUGGGGAGAGUUAUUUGGGUGGUGCGGAUACAAGUUGUUGGAGUGGCGAUAACAAUGGCUGGCCUGAUCUUGCUAUUUACACUCCAGGUUCAAGUUUCCGGAGAUAGAAUACUUGUAUUCGCUAAAACUAUUAUAUUCUUUUAACUAUUUACUAAUUACAAUUUUAUAAAUAAAUCAUAUUUUUGUUGUAUUGAGAUAA